Messenger RNA from Phytophthora sojae, 873 nucleotides. RefSeq lists its product as hypothetical. The transcript has a single exon. The coding region runs from base 43 to 678 and encodes 211 amino acids. The record is from RefSeq and is a predicted model, not a curated record. NCBI's taxonomy places the organism in Eukaryota, Oomycota, Peronosporomycetes, Peronosporales, Peronosporaceae.
GCAGCCAGCGUCCAAGUCCCAAGAAGAUCCUUCAAGCUCACCAUGCAGCCGACUUCGCUCCUCGUCGCCCUGGCGCUGCUGGCGUCGCCCGCCCUGGGCGCCAACCUCAAGGUGCACCACCACCACCACAUGAAGUUCCGCGAGGUGACGGUCAUCGCCGACAACGCCGAGUGCCCCAACGGCGGCGACGUGCUGCUGUGCGAGAGCGCGUCGUUCGCGUGCCAGGAUGACGGCUCGGGCACGCAGAAGUGCCUGGAGCGCGACGACUCGUUCCUCGACGCGGUGGACAGCAGCACGACCAUGCCCUGGGCGCAGUGCAGCUUCAACAACGCGUCGCUGCCCUCCAAGUGCCUCUUCGACUUCACGUGCCUCUGCAACGACUACGCCAACGUCGACUGCUACUGCAUGCCGCCCGACGCCUGGCGCACGGGCCGCGCCAAUGCCGCCACCUGCACCACGUCCAGCGGCGAGACCAACGCCUGCGACGAGGGCAAGUACUGCCGCACCAAGGGCAGCACCCAGGAGUGCGCCACGGCGCCCUACCUGCCCAACAGCACGGCGCUCUACAGCGACUGCACGACCGACGGCGCCUGCGACGAGGGACUCACGUGCGAGGACUACGACAACUUCGGCAUCUGCGUGGAUGGCGACGACGGAUCCGACGCCUCGAGCGCUUAAAAGCGCCGCUCAAGUCUGUGGCCUUGAUCCACUUCCUCUCCCUAUGUGUACGUUCAGCUGCAAGGAUCUCGUAAAUGAGAGAGAUCUGUGCAUUCCUAUGGCUCUAUUAGCUGAGCUCCUAACCAGUAAACAAGAGCAUCGGAUCUUAUCUUGGUGUUCGCUUCGCCAUUGAGUCCUGCCCGUUUGCUGUUGUAC